AUGGGAAUAGUCACCGACUAUCUCUUUCGUGUGCGAGCGUCGCCUCGACUCCUGGGUCUGCCACCCUAUCUGUCCGCAUUGUGUAUGAUAGCCGGUGUUAUAUGGUUAUUGCUUCUGCCUCUCCAGCAGUAUUCACGUCAAACGUAUAUCUCCGAGAACGCCUUGCUGCCCGGUCAAGUCCACACAUACUACAGUGGCUCGGAACAGAAUGUGUUCCGUGCAUACAAGCAUGAAGUCGCACGCAUGAUCGUCCAGCCAUGGACUACCUUGGAGAAUGGGACCAAGAUAUACCAUCCAUUGCCCGCCUCAGAUGACGACAGAAGGCGGAAGUUUCAAGAGUUGUUCCGCAAUGCUGGUCUGAAGACUGCCACACAGAAGUACGAAUACCGCUCGUCAGGAACCGUGUACGCAGGGGAGAACUAUUAUGGCGUCCUACAGGCGCCUCGAGGCGACGGCACAGAAGCAAUUGUUCUGAUGGCGCCCAUACGCAACAUUAACAACGAGCUGAAUUUGCAAGGGGUAACACUGCUGCUGUCACUGGCGAAAUAUUUCAAGAAAUGGUCGUUGUGGUCAAAGGACAUCAUCUUUUUGAUCACUCCGGAUGCUAAGGCCGGGCCACAAGCCUGGGUGGACGCUUAUUUCAGUAAACAUGAUCCCAGCAGUGUAGCGGAUCUGCCACUCAAGUCAGGCGCGUUACAGGGCGCUGUGGGUAUUGACUAUCCGUUCGAGCACCGCUUUGAAAGUUUCUCCUUCGCCUACGAUGGCGUCAACGGACAAUUGCCCAAUCUUGACCUCUUCAAUACUGCUGUCAGCAUCGCCAGCGGCCAGAUGGGCAUACCCGCACACAUUCAGGGUCAAGAGCACGGGGGUCCCAAGGAGAGGUACAACGACUGGGACCACAGGACUCGUGUACUUGGGAAGGGCAUGAUCAGCCAAGCGUUGGGACAAUCGACUGGUCCUCAUUCCGUCUUCAUGCCAUACCAUAUCGACGCCAUUACGCUGACGGCUGCUGGAGACGGCUGGCAGGAUGAAAUGGCGUUUGGUCGCACGGUCGAGAGCACUGUCCGGAGUCUGAACAACUUGCUAGAGAAACUGCACCAGAGCUUCUUCUUCUACCUGCUCAUGCAGAGCAACCGCUUCGUGUCUAUAGGCACAUAUCUGCCGAGUGCAAUGGGAGUCGCUGCCGCCUACACAGUCAUGGCCAUCUACUUGUGGGUCUUGAGUGGCUAUAAAAUUGUGAAAAGGACUGAAAGUGCCGCUAACGGCACUGUGACGGGUCUAGCGGACUCGAAAGGAAACUCGAAUGUUGUCUCGUCAACAGUACCGCAAGACAUACCGGAGCAGCCGCAAGCUACAGCAUCCAUCGGCGAUCGCAGCUUCAUCCCCAUAGAGCGAUCUCUCACGCUGCCAAUCUCUAUCAUCACCGCCGUCCACUUGGCGUCACUCGUCCCGCUGUUGAUCCUGAGCAAGGCCAGCCGAGAGAGCAUCACACCCAUGCUGAGCUUGAUUGGCUUCGGAUCGCUCCUAUUCCCUGCCGCACUGGCCGGCGUCCUCAAGGAUCUGCCAGUAUACAACACCACCGUCCCGGUCUUCAGCGCUCCGACACACAAACAAUAUGUCGUGCUCAAGAGCCUCAGUCUAUUGCUCCUUGGGCUGUUCCUGACAGUCCUUGCCACACUGAACUUCUCCCUGUCCAUGUUUCUGGGUCUGGCCUGCGCCCCGAUCGCUUUUGUGGAUCGAGUGCCCGGGAAGGCUGCUUUAGCGGCCUUACAAUACGCGCUCCUGCUGGUGACAUCGCCUGUCGUGGUCGCGAUGGGUCUCGUCGGCUACGCGAGUUCUGUUCUCCAGCACCCAGAUGGACUCAUGCUGAUCAGUCAGUGGUUGCUCAAAUUCGCUUUUGGCUGGAAUAUUUCAGGCAGCUGGGGUGUGCCUCUGGGAGUGUUUUGCAUAUGGUGGCCUGCCUGGACCAUAGCUGCGACGGUGGUAGCGAGCUCGUGGUUUCCUAGUGCGGAACGAGACAUUAAAUUGGCGGAGGUCGCAGAUGAGCAGAGUCAGUCGGAGGCAGCAAUCACAGACGAUAAACGCAGUCGGGUCUCGAAGUCUGCACAAUCAUAG
This is a messenger RNA of Cyphellophora attinorum, 2115 nucleotides long. RefSeq names its product GPI transamidase component GAA1. Gene Ontology annotation, biological process: attachment of GPI anchor to protein. The record is from RefSeq and is a predicted model, not a curated record. Lineage: Eukaryota; Fungi; Ascomycota; Eurotiomycetes; Chaetothyriales; Cyphellophoraceae. Gene Ontology annotation, cellular component: membrane; GPI-anchor transamidase complex. The transcript is spliced from 2 exons. Bases 1 to 2115 code for a protein of 704 amino acids.